CCACCAUCUUUUCAUCGUUUUUUCUAUUCUAACUUGUUGUUUUAUAUUCAUUCAGAAAUCCACACCAACAUAUUAUAUAGCAAGAAAACAUAGACAGAAGAAUCAAUCAUGGACUUAUAUUCAUACACUACUACUAAUGUUUCAGCUUCUUCUUCUUCAUCUCCUUCUUUUUCCAAUUUAUCUAACUCUUCAGCUCACCAGCACCAAGAAAAGACUGGCAAACCGCCGCCGCCUUACCGUUCCGCGCUCCAUUCCGUUCGCAAAUUGCCGUUCAAGAACGUGAUUCUGAAGAAACCAAUCGCACCUAUGCCGCCAACCCCGCCAAAGAUCUACAAGGUGGAUCCCGCCGAUUUCAGAGAUGUUGUCCAGAAACUUACGGGUGCGCCUGAGUUCCACCCGACGCGGCUGCAGGAGGUGACCCCGCCGCCGAAUCGGACGCCACUCGUUCAUCCUACCAUCAAGAUGCCAUUAACCAGCAGCCCUGGUUUUGCGGCGGAAGCACCAGAAGAAAAGCACUGGAAAUCAUUCGAUGGUAGUUUGGGGACAGCUAGUCCACUUGGAUUCAGCUUGUCUCCUUCAUCUCUUGCAUGGUUUUCAUCUGUUCUUUUAAGUCCAUGAUUUUUCGUUUUCCCGGUUAUAUGUCUGGUUUCAAAUUCUCUGCUGAAGAAUAAUUGUGAAAUUGAAGAUACGGAGUUUUAACGUAUAAUAUUUUGGAUGUAAUACGUAGUUUUUCAUAUAUUUAAUUUCAGCUGUCUUAAUUUGUUUCAA
This is a messenger RNA of Sesamum indicum (sesame), 768 nucleotides long. RefSeq lists its product as uncharacterized. NCBI's taxonomy places the organism in Eukaryota, Viridiplantae, Streptophyta, Magnoliopsida, Lamiales, Pedaliaceae. The record is from RefSeq and is a predicted model, not a curated record.